This is a messenger RNA of Fusarium coffeatum, 357 nucleotides long. RefSeq lists its product as uncharacterized. The record is from RefSeq and is a predicted model, not a curated record. Lineage: Eukaryota; Fungi; Ascomycota; Sordariomycetes; Hypocreales; Nectriaceae. The coding region runs from base 1 to 357 and encodes 118 amino acids. The transcript is spliced from 2 exons.
AUGCUUUUCGCUACUAUCCUCGCCACAGCUGCUCUCGCCAUGGGUGUCGCUGCUGAACCCCAAGAUGACGAACUGCCCUUCAACAUCAUCGGGUCACGUAUCUGGAGUUCUCCCGAUUGCGGAAACAACGAGAACAUAGGGAACCUGGGCGAAUUGACCACACACCGCGACGAGCUUGGCGAAUGCUUCAAGUUCAGCGACAAGGUCAAAUCGGUUAGUCAAACUGAUCACGCCCGGGGCUGCAAGCUUCUGGUCUAUCAAGACAAGAACUGCAGGCAUGGUGUUAAGAGUCCUAAGGACUUUCAUUGCCUCAAGGCUCCGACCUAUUUCAAUAGCUACAAGACUGUUUGCAAGUAG